Bipolaris sorokiniana ND90Pr is the source of this 1347-nucleotide messenger RNA. RefSeq lists its product as uncharacterized. Gene Ontology annotation, biological process: tricarboxylic acid cycle. The record is from RefSeq and is a predicted model, not a curated record. Gene Ontology annotation, cellular component: mitochondrion; succinate-CoA ligase complex (ADP-forming). The transcript has 7 exons. Lineage: Eukaryota; Fungi; Ascomycota; Dothideomycetes; Pleosporales; Pleosporaceae. Gene Ontology annotation, molecular function: succinate-CoA ligase (ADP-forming) activity; succinate-CoA ligase (GDP-forming) activity. The coding region runs from base 158 to 1144 and encodes 328 amino acids.
CGGACCCUGGCACGAGAUUUUAGGGUUGGCCAAGCUCCUCCACCGAAGAACCCCCGGCGUGUCGCAGCUUCUCCCAGACUGUCAACCACCACCAAAUCAAUCCCGCGAUACCCUCUCACUACCCCAGACCUGUUCUCGUGGCCACUCAUCAGUCACGAUGCAGUCUAUCCGACAACCCCUGCGCUCUGCGCUAUCAAAGGCUGCAACCAGGCAGUAUGCGACCGCUUCCUCGCAGUAUGCCGAGACGAUUAAGAACCUUCGCAUCAAUAGCGACACAAAGGUUCUCUUCCAGGGUUUCACUGGAAAGCAGGGAACCUUCCACGCCCAGCAGGCAAUUGAAUACGGCACAAAGGUUAUUGGAGGCACAAACCCCAAGAAGGCCGGCACUCAGCACCUCGGACUGCCCGUCUUCAAGAAUGUGGCAGAUGCUAUGAAGGAAACCCAAGCUACCGCUACUGCCAUCUUCGUUCCCCCACCGGUCGCUGCCGCGAGUAUCGAGGAGGCUAUCGCCGCCGAGGUUCCUCUGAUUGUGACUAUCACUGAGGGAAUUCCCCAACACGACAUGGUGCGCAUCACAGAUAUGCUCAAGUCCCAGAGCAAGUCUCGUAUGGUCGGCCCCAACUGCCCCGGUAUCAUUGCUCCCGGCCAAUGCAAGAUUGGUAUCAUGCCUGGAUUCAUCCACAAGCGCGGCCGCGUUGGUAUUGUCUCUCGCUCCGGAACUCUUACCUACGAAGCCGUCAACCAGACUACCCAAGCCGGCCUUGGUCAGUCCCUCGUUGUUGGUAUUGGUGGUGACCCCUUCUCCGGUACCAACUUCAUUGACUGCCUGAACGUCUUCCUCAAGGACGAAGAGACUGACGGCAUCAUCAUGAUUGGUGAGAUUGGUGGUUCUGCCGAGGAAGACGCUGCCGACUUCUUGAAGGAGUACAACACCGCCAACAAGCCUGUUGUCAGCUUCAUUGCUGGUAUCUCCGCCCCACCAGGUAGGAGAAUGGGUCACGCUGGUGCCAUUGUCAGCGGUGGUAAGGGUGAUGCCAACUCCAAGAUCACCGCGCUCGAGGCCGCCGGUGUCACUGUCGAGCGCUCUCCUGCCAAGCUUGGAGCUACUCUGUACGACCAGUUCGUCAAGCGCGACCUGAUAUAGGAGGAAAUUGUGAUGUUUCAUUAAACUCUCAAGGUAUGCAGGCUAACGAAUUGUGGUAGCCGCAUGGAGGUCUAUUGUACAUUGUAGUUAAAACAAUUGAAAUCAUCUCGCAUCUAGAUGUAUAAUAUGGUGGUGUAGAUGUUUGUAUUAUGUUCUCAGAGCUUUAUGGGUUAAAAUAUUGAUUCCACCAAAUAGCUCCAUCC